UGAGUGGGAGGCAGGUGAGCCUGGAGGAGCAGGGAGAGGUAGAGAAUUUAAAACCUAGUCCUGUGUCCUAUUCCAAGAAGCUUCUGGUUCUCUAACACUGGAUAGCAACAUCGCAAGCAGAGAGGUCUUGGUGCUGUCAAAAGCAACUUUUUCUUCGGACACAGGCUGUCGGGUAUUGGGCAGCGCAGUGAAGAACAAUGAGUACUCCAGAACACGCUGAUGCUGUGGAAAUCUUGUUUCAGCACCAGUAUGCAUUUAUGAUCCCAAAGAUUAUGUUUACUGCUUCUGAUCUUGGUGUAUUUGAUCUGCUGAUGGAGUCCAAGGAACCGCUGACUUCAGUGACUAUUGCCGAACGUCUGGGUACCAGUCCCUUUGGGAUGGAGAGGCUGCUGGAGGCCUGUGUUGGCUUAAAGUACCUGCAAGUGGAGAGGAAGGACAACCAAACUCUUUAUGGAAACACAGACCUUGCCAAUCUCUACCUUGCCAAAUCAAGCUUGAAGUCUCAGUAUCAUUCCUUGAAGUUCACUUCUGAAUUUAUCUAUAUGGGUAUGCAGUACUUGGCUGAUUCUGUGAGACAAGGAAAGAGUCAGACUGAUAGAGUAUAUGGCAUUUCAGGAAAAGAUUGCUUUGAUGCUCUUAACAGAUCCAAGAGUGGGCUGCAAAAAAUCUUCAUGGGUGCUAUGGAUGAAAAGUGGCAUCUGUUUGGCCGAGAAAUUAUGACUGCAUUUGAUCUUUCACAUUUCCCACUUGUUUGUGAUGUGGGAGGAUGUACUGGGGCAUGUGCCAAGGAAUAUAUUUCAUUAUAUCCAAAUUCUACAGUGACAAUUUUAGACCUACCUGAAAUAGUGGAACAAGCAAAAAACCAUUAUGUGUCCUCGCAAGAUCACCAGAUUACUUUCCAUAAAGGGGACUUUUUUAAGGACCCAAUUCCAGAAGCUGACCUCUAUAUUUUGGCUAGGGUCCUGCACGACUGGUCUGAUGAGAAGUGUGUGCAGCUACUAACCAGACUGCACAAGGCCUGCAAACCUGGUGGUGGAGUGUUAAUAGUGGAAAUGGUCCUCAAUGAAGAUAGAAAAGGGCCAGUAAGGUGCCACCUAUACUCUGUGAUAAUGCUACUUCUUACCGAAGGCCAAGAACGAACCGCAUCAGAGUACAAUGCGCUGCUUAGUGCAGCUGGAUUCAAAGAGAUUCAACAAAAGAAAACAAGCUUCUUUGAUACCAUUUUAGCAAGAAAAUAAUAUUGACCGUACUUCAUUCUUCUUCUAUUCAAUACGCUUCAGGUUGCAGACUCCGCUAACCCAGAAAUAUUACCUCGGGUUAAGAACUUUGCUUCAG
Messenger RNA from Podarcis muralis (Common wall lizard), 1335 nucleotides. NCBI's taxonomy places the organism in Eukaryota, Metazoa, Chordata, Lepidosauria, Squamata, Lacertidae. The record is from RefSeq and is a predicted model, not a curated record.